Molecule: messenger RNA, 4555 nt
Organism: Struthio camelus australis
Lineage: Eukaryota; Metazoa; Chordata; Aves; Struthioniformes; Struthionidae
Source: RefSeq, a predicted model, not a curated record
AUGCAGGGAAAUAAGAAACAUACGGAAGGACAUAGUGACUCCUCGAGUAUUGGGAGUCUUCUGGAUGACACAGACAGAGAGGUGAGCAGCCUCACAGCCCGGGCUUUCAAAAGUUUGUGUGUGGCAGAACUUGAAGACUCUUACAAUGAACCAGAUCUUGCCAUUUCCCCUGACUUCACUCGCCAGUUCUCUGCUAAAUUUCACCCAGGGAUGUUAAACCAUGCCAUCAAGAAGAGCAAUGUCUGUAACAAGCUAACAGCCAGAAAGAAUGAACAUACAAUAUGGGCUUCGACAUUCCAGCAGUUACCAAAGUGUGCUCAGGAGGAGAAAAAGGCUGCUAAAGUUAGCACCCUUGGCACAGAAAGGAGAAAGCUGAAUUUGCCAGCCCCUGGGCCGAGGAACAAUAAACAUGUUUCAAAAGUGUCCUCUCUGAUUAAGACAUUUGAUAAGACUGAAAACCAAGGGUCAGGAAGUUCCGUGGUAGGCAGUAAGCAGCCCAUUAAAAAUAGCUUUCAGAAAUGUAAGUUAAAUCAUGGAAAUGAUAUGGCUUGCUGGGAUGACACAGCCAUUUUAAGCAUCCAGAAGGAACUUUCUGAAUUUUCUGAUGCUUGUCGAGAUAGCCACUGUCUCAGUGGCAAACAUGAGCCACAGAAAAGGCCUAAUAAAACCGAUCAGAGCUAUUGUGGUCCCGAUAGUUAUUAUCCGGUGCUGAUUGAGAUGUCAAAAGUAGCCAAGUCAAAUUUCUCCCGUUUUUCUAAAAAGGCUGUCAAAAACAGAAGUGUGAAAGUUAAUGAGCCAACCAAAAAAGGUAAUUUUCUUCACAGUGAGAACAGUGCUUUUGAAUCAUGGAAUGUCCAUCAUAAAAAACUGUCUGAAAAAGAGGAAUUUGUUGAUAAAAUAACAAAAAAAGAAGGUUUUAUGUACCUUGAAGAAGCACCACUUAUUAAAGGAUCCCGCACACGUGAACAUAAAUUACCACCUGUCAAGACCGCUAUUGCUAGAAAGCAGGAGAAAGAUUUUCAGAUUGAGCCAACUCCACCAGAAACUGCUUUCAGUGUCCCCCUCCCAACUGUAUAUAUACCUCAGGGCCCUCUCCCAGUCCCAUCAGGAACUGAUUUUCAUGCUGCUCUUCCUCCUCCGCCCCCCUCUAGGAUCCACACACACCAGGGCCCUCCUCCAACACCCCCUGUCCCUGAAGCCCCUCUUGUUCCUCCAGUCCCAGUUUCCCCCCCUGCUAUGUCCCAGGCCUCCAUCUCACCCCAGUCUGUGUCCUACAGGACCAUUUUGCCCUCACCCCCUUCCCAGGCACCUGACCUGCCCGCCCCAGGACCCCCGGCUGCAUUGACUGAGGAGGAGGCCCUCAGUCCCCGCCUAGGUAGUACCUGUCCGCCAUGGAGGAGACAGAGGAUUGCAAAAGGCAAAGCAGAGAGGAGACAGACUUCAAAGGAGACGUUCACGGCCAGCAGCGAGACAUGCUCGCUAUCUGAAAAGGUCGCUGCGGCUGAACCUUUCCUGGACACAACUCCUUGGGCUAAACAGGUAAACACCCUGGGAUCGAGCAGUCCCUCUUUCAACAUCACUGAACUCUUAACACCCAUCAUACCACCAAAACAAGAGGCAGACCCUGUGGAAAGUGGGCUGAUCCUAGUGACACCUCCUCCCACCGAGAGCGUGGCAGGGAGAGAGCAAGAGGAGAGUGGGUUUAUUGAUUACCGAUCUCGGGAUAGUUACAAAUCUAAAGCAACAAGUUUGUUAUUCAACUUGAAGGAUGUCCGUAAACGUGUUAAAAGCAUUUAUACCCCUUCUCCUCUGUUAAGGGCCUUGGAGGAUAGAAAUAAGACUAAUGACACACAAGAGAGUGUAAAAAUGAAUGACUCACUGUCGACUUUGCAAGAAGAAAGUAACAAAAAGAUUGCAGAAAAAGAAGAAAUGAGUUCACCCCAAACAACAGCAGAUCCUUUACUUUACCAAACCAGAGACAAUUUGCAGCAAGGUGAUUCAAAAUAUGAAGAUCUUGUUGAAAACACUAGGGAUAAUGAAAGCUUCCCCUUGUUCAGACAUCAAUCAAAAGAACUUGAUUUAAGAAAAAGUCUGUGCUAUCCAACACUGAAACCGUAUAGUAGAGACAAUGCAUAUAAAACAGCUGGGCAGUCAAUGCAAAAUCUCAGUUUCCAAGGUGAGGAAAAUGAGAGACAGACUGAUAAUGAAAAUUUUGCCUUCAAAACACUCCCAAACCAGCUUUCACCAGCAGAGGAUGUGCCUUACAGUGAUAACCAAACCAGUGUGCUAGUAACUGGCAAUGAAAUAAAAGGCAAAAGAAGCACUAGUUCUUCCGAGCAGUCUUUUGUGUCCACAGUAGAGCAACCCUUUCAGGAGGAACUGUUUCCAUUGGUGCCACUGAUCCAGAAGGGAUGCCUUCAAGAAAGCCAGAGGAAUAAGAAUGAAAUGAGUGCAGACAGCAAGAAAAGCCACAGGGAGAGAGAGAAAGCAAUUGGGGAAGAUGAACUGCAAUAUUACGCUUGUAUGAUUUCUGGUACUAGUUCAGCAGAGAGGAGUGAGGGUAAGGUUACUGGAAAUGAACAGAGGGGCCUGAUGAAAGAGAAAAUGAGAAAAGAGAAAAAGGAAGAGGCCAACAGCAUGGAUUCCGCUUUGGACAGUAUAAAGGACACAUCCACCUUGAGAUCUGAGGAGCCACAAACACCACCAUCUGCAAGCUCAUCCAAACCCAGUAUGUUCAUGAUUAAAGAUAACACAUUCAGGUCUCCUCAGGUAAUAAGGGCUGUCAAGCUGCCCCUGUUCAGGUCCUUUUCCUUAGAUGAUACAGUGAGCAGCAGUUAUAGGGAAAUGCAAAGUAGAUUUGUGCCCACAGCAGAGAACAAGCAGUGCCCAGAUAUGUUGUAUGUCCCAGAGCUAGACUGGUUGUCAUCAAGACUCAGAGUGCAACAGAACGUGAGGGAAGAAGCAGCUAGCAGAAAGAUAGAUGCCAGUGAGCCUGAAUCUACUUCAACAGUGCUGGACCCCAGUCUUUUGGAAGAUAUAGAGAGCUUUUCAUUAGGGAAGUUGAUGGAAGAAGAUGAAGAGACCUGUGGUUCAUUGAAUAAAGCUGGGAAAAAGAACAAGGAGAGCAUUUGUGGAAGUGAAGAGAAACCCAAGAUCUGGAAGGAAAGACACAGGUUAACACAGCCAGAUUUAGGUCUAGAAAAUAACCGAGCGCUAAACAACCCAAGCUAUCCUGCAGAAGGAAAGAUUAAUUACUUUAAGAAUCAUCUUUUAUCUAAUCGCAAGGGUGGCUCUUGUGCGAAAAAAAUAAUCACUAGGGAGACAAGUUCCCCUGUGGUAGGCUCUCUGUCAGAGGACUACGCAUAUUCUCCUGUAUCUCAUGAAGCUUUAGAGGACAUCCUACCCAUGCAAGGCACACCAGUUUUGUUAGACAAUCUUGCAUGUUCUGCUGUAACAAGCCCCAGGUCAGGCAGCACAAUGCACUCCCUUCUUACCAGCUCACCAUCAGAGAAACCAACAAUUUCUAGUUGCAGAGAGGCAGAGGAUGUUAUAAACCCUGCCUUGCUAAACAUGGCACUAAAGAGCCAAGCUGAUAUAUCUGCUGAAGAGAGACUUGAUUCAGCGCAGGGGAAUCUGCUUUCCGCUUCUGCAGGGGCAGCUGAGAGAUUGGAGCUCAGGGGCCUUGGGGAGAGAGCAGCAGGCAAGCCUCCUGCUGUGCCACCGAAAACAGAAAAGGCUCUGCGGCGAGCCAAAAAGCUGGCAAGCAAGAGAAAGAAAAUAGAAGAGCAGCAGAAAAAACAUCAGACAGAGCAUACAGCUGCUGUUGGGAGAGAGCCAUCUCAUUCUGGGCAAAUGCUAGCAUUUCCCUCACCCGCAGGAGAUUCUCCUCUCCAUCCUGCCCUUCACUCAGCUUUUACUCCUACAGAAACCAGUAUAAGAAGACUCAGUGGUGCAUCAGCAGUAAGCCCUUCACCCUCUUCAACCCAGCGUAAACUCCUCCAAGACCCUGACUCUGGCCAAUACUAUGUAGUUGAUUUACCAGCUGAAGUUAAUGUAAAGACAUUUUAUGAUCCAGAAACUGGCAAAUAUAUCCAAGUCUCUGUCCCUUCCUCAAAAGGGAACUUAUACCAACCCCCCUCUUCAGAAAUUAUAAAUUCUCCAUAUGCCUCCUAUCCUAGAGUGCUGCCUUUACCAGCUUCGUCUGUAGCAGCGCUGAAGUCACCGUCUCAGCUCUCUGAACCUACCAGGUUAAUGCAGACUGUACCAGGAGAGCCAGCAGAACUUCCUGAAAGUCACCAACAGGUCUGCAGAUAUGUUGAGCCUGUAGAUACCCAGCCCUGUAUUAAUCCAGCCUCUUACUCCCAUAGUCAAUAUGCUGAAGAAACUCAAAUUCACUUAGGAAAGGACAUGAGUCCAACCCCAGCUACAGAUGUAGUGUCCCUCACUGAUUUAGCUGAUUUUGCUGCUGAAGGGGUAUCUUGAAAGCUGAAGUUAAAAGAUAUGCCACCUACUAUUUUUAAGAUCUGUUCAGACAAGCACAUGCACACACAAGCAC